AUGGAGAAGGAACAGGAGGGUGAGGAGGUGUUUGGGUGUGUCUGGGUGCCCUGUCCCUGCUCUGCCAGUGCCACAAUCCCUCUGUGCCCGUGCCCAGUUGUCAGGGAUGUACAGGAGAAGCUGUGCCCUACUGCCUUAGAUCUCUGCCAAAAUACACAGGAAAAGCCUGAAAAGCUUGUUGUGUACAUUCUCCCUGAUGGAAGGGCUGUCAAGGCAGAAGGCCAGAUAUUCCCAGCUCCUGAAGUGCCCACAGAGGCAGAAAUCCCAGGGCCAGGGGUUGGGAGGAACCACCCAGCGUUGUGAGCAAAUCCACCAUCCAAAUCCAACAUCCCCAGGAACCUGCUCAAAUUGGGCAGGUUGACUCUCUCCCAAGGUUUCAAGGAGAGGCUGCUGAAGAAGCUCCAGGCAGGAGUUCCCAACACAGCUCAUGUCCAGGGGAUGUGCUCCAUGUGGAUUGGUGCUUCCAUGCUUGGCAGUUUAAGAGCAUUCAGGAAUAUGUGGAUUGCCAGGGGAGACUAUAAUGAGGUUGGACCAACAGUACUCCUGAGAAAAUGCUUUUGAACAUUUUGGUGGGACCAUCCAGGAUUUUUUUUAAGUGCCAAUCUGAACAGCUG
Messenger RNA from Pseudopipra pipra, 614 nucleotides. RefSeq lists its product as uncharacterized. The record is from RefSeq and is a predicted model, not a curated record. NCBI's taxonomy places the organism in Eukaryota, Metazoa, Chordata, Aves, Passeriformes, Pipridae.